UCCAAGUCAUCAUCCCUUUGCAUGCUCGCCUAGCCUGGCCCCGUCCCUUGCCCACUUUCGACUUUGCAAGAUUUCCAAGCUUUCCCUGACAAAACUGUGGCUGCUUGACAUGCCGGAGCCGGACUGCAGCCCGCAGCGCGCACACACGCCCUUUUGCCGGCUUUCAGGCCUCCCAAAAGCCCUCCCUAUUUAGGCACGCGCCCCCAUCCCUCCUCACUCUCACCGGUAUCUUUCAGUAGCGCUCUCUCUCUCUCUCUACCCCACCCAUGGAAACCGCCGAGCUGCAGGGGAGGCAGCAUGCCUGGCGGUGGCCUCUGGACGCCAUGGCCUGCAGCAGCGGCAGCGAGAGCGGCAGGUGUUGCCUUCAGCUUGCAUGGGAUCCGCAACUGAUCAGGUACCUCGGUGGUCUAGGCGUGCUGGGCGUCCCCGACGCCGCCGGUGGUAGUCCUGACGAUCAUGGUGCCAUCGAGCACGAGCUUGGGCGCUUCUUCCCCAAGUGCAUGGAGUGGCAGGGUUCUUCAGAGCAGCCGCAGGACGAUGUGAUGGAGUGGCCCGAGGAGCAGUGGGACGAACUGAUCCGAAAUUUCCCGAUCCUAGACGAGGAUCUGGUAGGCUUCGAUCCCAGCUGGGUUCUCGACAAUACAAGCAGGGCUGCUCCAUCUUUCCUGUGGAAGAAUUCGAAUGAAGGGGGUGCCGAUCUUCUGGCCCCGAGCUCUGCAUCGCCUGUGGAGCCGCCCACAUUGCCGGUGCCAGUGCCGGUGGCACAGCCAGAGCAUCCUCCCCUCAGCUCGCCCUCGUCCAAUCUCAACGUCGACCAACAGCUCCAGAUCACUCGCAUCAACUGUUCGUCCAAACGCCCGACGACACAAGAAACAGAGCAGGAUGGAGGGGGCGGCAAGAGGAGCAGGAAGGCAGGGCCGUCGGUGGUGCGCCCGUUCUCGGUGGUGAAGCCCGGCCCCCGCGGCGUGGACGGCGUCGAGACGCUGGCCGACAUCAACGAGCGGAUCCUGACGCCGUCGGCGAGGCCCGUCCGGCACCCCGUGGGGGAAUUCGCGUGCCCCCCGCGCGCGUCCGCGGGCGGCGGCCGGCCGGCCCCGUCCGGCAAGGCGGUCACGGGGUUCACUAGGCUGCACACCGCCGGGAAGGGCACGAUCACCGUCGUAAGGUCAUCUGGAUGA
Molecule: messenger RNA, 1178 nt
Organism: Hordeum vulgare subsp. vulgare (domesticated barley)
Lineage: Eukaryota; Viridiplantae; Streptophyta; Magnoliopsida; Poales; Poaceae
Exons: 5
Coding region: 267-1178 (303 amino acids)
Biological process (GO): female meiotic nuclear division; male meiotic nuclear division
Source: RefSeq, a predicted model, not a curated record